CACUUCCCACCUUGAACUAAAAACCCUUCUCUUCUCAAAGUAUUAUUAUUGUGAGCUUAGUAGUUGAAAUCAAUUCAGAAAUGGAGAGGAAAUGUUUUGGGCUUUUCUUUGUGCUUCUCAUGAUUUUUGCCUCAGAAAUGGAAAUAAUGCCACAAGUAGAAGCAAGAGUGUGCAUGUCCCCUAGCCAUGGCUAUCAUGGUCCCUGCUUGCGUGAUCACAAUUGUGCUCUUGUUUGCCGAAAUGAAGGCUUCUCUGGUGGUGACUGUGUUGGCAUCCAACGCAAGUGUUAUUGCACUAAGCUCUGCUAAUUUUUUUUUUUUUGGUUUCCGGGACUCAUUUUGAGGCUUGAUUAAUUUGAAUUUGCGCCAGAAAGUUCUAUUAAUUUAGCUUCCUUUUCCUUUUCGUUUUGGAAGGCUUGGAACUUUAAUUUCCCUUGAAAGUCAAAUAUGAAUAGAUGAGUGUAAUCCAUCUUCCAAUAGGA
Molecule: messenger RNA, 481 nt
Organism: Lycium ferocissimum
Lineage: Eukaryota; Viridiplantae; Streptophyta; Magnoliopsida; Solanales; Solanaceae
Product: defensin-like protein 1
Exons: 2
Coding region: 81-308 (75 amino acids)
Biological process (GO): defense response
Source: RefSeq, a predicted model, not a curated record